Ambispora gerdemannii is the source of this 1252-nucleotide messenger RNA. The record is from the annotation of a GenBank genome assembly. Lineage: Eukaryota; Fungi; Glomeromycota; Glomeromycetes; Archaeosporales; Ambisporaceae.
GAUAAUGGAAAUAUCAGAAGGAAUCUCCCUUUUUUUCGAACAAGUUCCAUUUAAGAACUGGUCUCCCUCCAAAUGUCUAGAAUAUUUGGAAACAGUGUCGAAAAGUGCACAAAAAAAAGCUAAUAAACUUUAUAAUGAAGUGGAUCAGUUGUUUGAAUCUGAAGAAGUUAUAACAAUUUUUAAAAGAAUGGAUACGAAGGUGAUUGAAGAAAGUAAAAGGCAGUUAUUAGCCGUAAAAAAAUCACUUCGAUACGGAAGUUCAGCUUAUUGUCAAAGAUUACAAAAUAUAUACUGUAUCAUCUUCAGGACAGAAACUCCGGGUGAAGUUUCCAAACGGAAACGUGAAAUAGAAGAUGAUCAAAUUGUAACAGAUCCAAAUGAAAAAUCACUACAAGAUCUGUUUGGUGCCGAAUUUCAAUGCUCCGAGAAUAUGAUGUUAGUCUGUCAAUACCAUAAUGAACUUUACGUAAAUGAUUCUCUGAUUGACUUGAGAUCCAAUUCCAAUUUUACAAACAAACUUCCUUCAAGCCUUCUGAAACCAUAUCUUAAAGAGCUCGAUGACAAGAUUGAAAAUUUGAUUCCAUCAAACGUCCACAACUUUUUAACGGAGUUUUUCAAACAAAAUUUAACGGAUAAUGAUUGGAAUAUUAAGAUUGAUGAUCUUAUUAUGGCAUUUUCUUUGGGACCAAGAAACCCACUUUUGAAUUUGGCUACAUUAGAAAAACCGCACUUAAAUAAUUUUGUAUACCCAUGCCUGCAAGCAUGCCUGUGGUACAUUUCAUUAAUAUGCUACGAGUUUGGGGAGAUAAGCACAAGAAAUCACAAGCGAGAAUGCACUGAUGGUGUCGGAUAUUUAAACACUGCCGAUAAAUUUCAAUUAGUGUACGUGGAAGGUUCAAAGCCAGACGCUAAAGAUGAUAAAGAGAUUGCGGAUGCAUCAAAAAUAUCAAAUAAUCUUCAAAAAAUUUUUUUAAACAUCGUCAAGGAAAACGUAAAAUGCAGAAGGCGACUACCCAAAUCUCUUGCCAUCUUUGGUGGCCAAAGAGGAAAGUUCUGUCUUAAUGAAGUAGAUAAUGCCAAUAUUCCACGUGACUUUACAGAGAUGGCGGACUUUGUGUUUUUUUAUGAAUGCAUGAUAAAGUGGGCCUUGCUAGCUUGGAAAGUCAAGAAAGAUUUUGAAGAAUCAAGAGCUCAAAAGAGGCUGUCAAGACUCUCUUUCAUUAAUGGCCUGAAUGUAGCAAAUGCUCUAUAG